CACAGGCGAAGCUGAAGGGAACAUUUGUUCAGGACGGGGAGAGACCGCUCCGUUAUGUCGACGAGCCGUGCGGCUGUAACACUUUGUACUUCUCUUUAAAUCGGAUUUGAACCCUGCUAGAGGAUUUUGCUUUUUGGACCGUGUCGGUACAGGGCGUGAUUAGGAACGUCUUUUUCGACAUUUCACGUCGCAUCUGCGAAGUUGGACCGAACGUAGUGAGCUAUUUCAGCCCGAAAAGAGACGGAACCGUGGGAUCCGCUUGUACAACUGUGGACAUUCGAUCCUGAUAGCGUUCUCACGAUCGCAGCGGCAGGCCAAUCACUGAUGGGUGCAUACUGUGGGGCGACACACCAGGAGAACCACAAAUCAUUCAGAGAGAUCGGCAACUGUGAAAGAAUGAAGACAAGCUAGAUAUUGUCACCGAAAACCUGCAGCUUUGUUGGAAGUGCGAGCGUUUGAACUAGCAAAUGAGAGCCUGGACUAAAAACGCAUAAUCACAGAAACCUGAAGAGUUACUUUCCUGCUCGAAGCUUGCGUUGAGAAGAAUACGUCGACGCCAAGCGUUCAACAUGAGUGCAGAGGGCUAUCAGUACAGAGCGCUUUAUGACUAUAAGAAGGAGCGUGAGGAGGACAUUGAUCUGCAUGUGGGGGAUAUACUGCUAGUAAGCAAAGGCGCUCUGGUGGCUCUCGGGUACACUGAUGGCCUGGAGCAGUGUCCAAAGGACAUUGGCUGGCUUCCAGGCUUUAAUGAAACCACUCAGGAAAAGGGGGACUUCCCCGGGACAUAUGUAGAGUACAUUGGGAAGAAAUGGAUCUCACCCCCCACACCAAAACCAAGACCCCUCAGACCUCUACCCGUAGCUCCAAGUUCUUUCAAGGCAGAAACGGACUCGGACUCUGAGCAAGGCUCUUGUCUUCUGGACUUGACGGAGCAGUUUUCGCUUCCAGAGACGGCUCCACCCAUGUUAAGCAGACUGCUGGAGGCCAUUGAGAAGAAAGGUCUGGAUAACCCCACCCUGUAUCGGACUUUUACUGCUGGUGCUGGACUUGAAGUCAGACAGUAUUUUGAGUGUGAUCCUCCAUCAGCAGACCUGGACCAGCUUGAACUUCCCGUGCUCUGUGACGGUCUGCGUCGGUACCUGCAGGAUCUCCCCCAGCCCAUCAUCCCCACUGCAAUCUAUGCUCAGAUGGUCCACACUGCGAAAGAGGCGGUGAAUCCCGAGGAAUGCGCCCAGCUGUUGCGCCGCGUCGCCAGCACCCCGAGCCUGCCUCCCCAGUACUGGCUGACUCUCCACUGCCUGCUCAGGCAUUUCGCUAGAGUGUGCCAAAGCGGUUCCAAGAACCUGCUCAGCGCCAGGACGCUGGGCGAGAUCUUCAGCCCGGUCUUCUUCAGACCGCAGGCCACCAGCUGUGAGCCCAGCCUGGAUGCUUACAUCAGGAUCAUCGAGGUCCUGGUGACCAGCGAGUGGAGCGACAGUCAAGCUGCUCCAGCUCUACCUCCAAAGCCACCGAAGCCCACAUCUGUGAUUAACAACGGUAUGAACAACAACAUGGCUCUGCAAGACGCCGAAUGGUACUGGGGCGACAUCUCGAGGGAGGAGGUGAACGAGAAGCUGAGGGACACCGCCGACGGUACGUUUCUGGUCCGAGACGCCUCCACCAAGAUGCACGGAGACUACACCCUGACUCUGAGGAAAGGAGGAAACAACAAGCUCAUUAAGAUAUUUCACCGGGACGGGAAGUACGGCUUCUCAGACCCGCUGACCUUCAGCUCCGUUGUCGAGCUCAUCAACCACUAUCGCAACGAGUCCCUGGCUCAGUACAACCCCAAGCUAGACGUCAAGCUGCUGUAUCCCGUCUCCAAACACCAGCAGGAUCAGGUGGUCAAAGAAGACAACAUCGAAGCCGUGGGGAGGAAGCUCUGCGAGUACCAUCAGCAGUACCAAGAAAAGAACAAAGAGUACGACCGUCUGUACGAGGAGUACACCAGAACGUCGCAAGAAAUACAAAUGAAGCGGACGGCGAUAGAGGCUUUUAACGAAACCAUCAAGAUAUUCGAGGAGCAAUGUCAAACACAAGAGCGGUACAGCAAAGAGUACAUCGAGAAGUUUAGGAGAGAAGGCAACGACAAGGAGAUCCAGAGGAUCAUGGGAAACUACGAGAAGUUGAAGUCGAGGAUCAGUGAAAUCGUGGACAGCAAGCGGAGACUAGAAGAAGAUCUGAAGAAGCAGGCGGCCGACUACAGAGAGAUCGACAAGAGGAUGAACAGCAUCAAACCAGAUCUCAUCCAGCUCCGCAAGACCAGAGACCAGUAUCUAAUGUGGUUGACCCAGAAGGGAGUCAGACAGAAAAAACUCAACGAGUGGCUGGGAAUCAAGAACGAGAACACAGAAGAUCAAUAUUCGAUGGUGGACGACGACGAGGAUCUUCCCCACCACGACGAGCGCUCCUGGAAACUGGGCAACAUCAACCGACUACAGGCCGAGGCUCUGCUCCAGGGCAAGAGAGACGGAACAUUCCUGGUCCGAGACAGCAGCAAGGCGGGAUGCUACGCCUGCAGCGUUGUCGUGGAUGGCGAGGUGAAGCACUGCGUCAUCAACAAGACCCCCUCAGGCUACGGUUUCGCCGAGCCGUACAACCUGUACGGCUCGCUGAAAGAACUCGUUCUCCACUACCAGCACACGUCUUUGGUCCAGCACAAUGACUCUCUGAAUGUGACGCUAGCGUACCCGGUCUACGCCCAGCAGAGACGGUGAGGACCCGGACGCGCUCCCGCACGGACUGGACUCAAGAGCUCUCUGGAAGGCCUCGUCUCGGAGACGCGUUCCCGGACUCCAUGUUUUUUUUUAGAAAGCGAGGCGCCGACGCCGGGCUCGGACUGGAAGAGACAAACACACACACACACACACACACACAAACACAAAGUAAAGCCUGGAACAUUUCAGUGACUUUGCCCGACCACAAGCCCGAGGCGAGUCUGAAUGUAGAUGUACUUCACGUUUUGCUUUUUCGUGGGAGCACAGAAUCAAGCGGAAACUGCUGAACUCCCCCAGCGGAGCGGAGGACGUUUGAGGCCUUUUCCUUAUGGUGCUUGUUCGUUUUUUCAAAGCUUUACCAGCCGGAAUGUCUAACCGCAGCAGAUACGAACUCUUCAGACAAAACUGUACUUGCCGGCCACCACCUUUUUUUUUUUUUGUUUUCCACUUUUUUUUUUUUUUCCCCUUCCCCUUUUCAUGUCAUACGUGUGUGUCUGUGUGUUUAUUUGUGUGUGGCUGCGAGUGAGUGUGUGUGUGUGUGUGACUGUCCAUGUGACCAAAACUCAUAGAAUCAGGAAACUGUGUGAGGUUGGGGGGGGGGAGGGGGAGGGUAGCAGACCAUGGAUCAGCUGAUAAAUGUAGCAAAAUGGCACUUUUUAAACUAAGUUUAAUUUUUUUUUUUUCUUCUCGUUUUCUUUUGUUUAUUUUUGUUUUUUGGACUUUUUAUGAGAGGAGCAGAGAGAGGACGAGACGCCUCCAACCCUGCCUUUCUCGCUGAUAAAGCAUUAUUGUGCAAAAGUUAAACUUGAUCUUAAACUGUGGGCAGGUGAAACUCUGAACGGACUCUUUUCAUGUACAUAUGUGAAAAAUGUGCAAAGUCAUAAAUCAAAAGUGCACCAUACCAAAAAGAAAUCAGUUCCUGUUUCAGUUAUAUUCUGAUCUGCUAUGCAAUUCUUUACCCAUAUUACUUCAGAAUUGUUUUUUAUUCUGUUGCAACCCACGAAUAUAAGCUUGUUUUAUUGCUUGAAAAGUAUCUUUUCCUGUGUAAAAUGUCCGCAAGGAUAUUUUGUGUCAAAAUGCCAAGAUACAGUACAAGAAAUGCUUAUGAUUUUUAAAAGAUGACUAUAGAAACAUACACUUUAUUAUAAAUUACUUUAACAAUUGGUAUAAAGAUGGAAAAGAUGAGUAUUUUAUUAGUCUUUUUUUUUUUUUUUUUUUUUUUGCUUCAAACUAAUGUUCUUCUCAGGCAGAGCCUUUUUGAGUAUUUGAGCUGCUUUCAGUACUAUUCAGAAGGUCGGAGCACUCAGAACGAGCUGAUGGGAUUGUACGACCCCGAUCGACCAUCACUGCGAAAACAAACAGUAUAAUAGAUUUAUUUUGUUAUAAAAUAUAUAUGUUCCCAUACGAGAAUAUAUCAGAGCAGACUGGUGUUUUCAGCGGAUUGAUAUUGUUACUUACAAAAAAAGAUCAAUAUAUACAUUGUACACUUAGUAUUUUUCUGUAUCAGAAAAUCACUGUGUUUACAUGGGUGGCUCGGCUCAUUUCAGAUGGCAGUUUGAUACGAGGAGAGGAGGAGUUCGGUCUUUACGAGUUCACCAUUGGUACACGUUGACUCGGGAAAAGCAACUUUUAGCUUGUGAGUGUUCCAGACCACCAAAAAGAUGUCCCCCCCCCCCCCACCACCACAACCAAAAAACAAAAAAAACAAAAAAACGAAUGAGUUCACACCCCCCCCCCCCCCCCCCCCCCCCCCACGAUAAACACGUCCACUUCGCAAACCGUCAACUCUCUAAAUUAGGUGAAACGACUAACAAAAUCUAAUUUUGAUGGUUUCCAUUCUCACUGACACGUCAAAUGAGACUUUUAACGGACUCAUCGGAGCGACUCAUCUUUGGCACAACCUGGGAAAAGAAGGAAAAAAAAAAAAAACUACUACACACGUGAACAAACCAGCAAACGUUUGAAUUUCUUGCUUAAUUUUUCCCAAA
Messenger RNA from Salarias fasciatus (jewelled blenny), 4744 nucleotides. RefSeq names its product phosphoinositide-3-kinase, regulatory subunit 1 (alpha) (gene pik3r1). The transcript has 15 exons. The coding region runs from base 570 to 2756 and encodes 728 amino acids. The record is from RefSeq and is a predicted model, not a curated record. Gene Ontology annotation, cellular component: phosphatidylinositol 3-kinase complex. Gene Ontology annotation, molecular function: 1-phosphatidylinositol-3-kinase regulator activity; protein binding. Gene Ontology annotation, biological process: phosphatidylinositol phosphate biosynthetic process; insulin receptor signaling pathway. Lineage: Eukaryota; Metazoa; Chordata; Actinopteri; Blenniiformes; Blenniidae.